Molecule: messenger RNA, 1762 nt
Organism: Aphis gossypii (cotton aphid)
Lineage: Eukaryota; Metazoa; Arthropoda; Insecta; Hemiptera; Aphididae
Exons: 2
Coding region: 348-863 (171 amino acids)
Source: RefSeq, a predicted model, not a curated record
AGAAGCUUAAAAAUGGGGGAUCAGUAAAAAUAGGAAAAAUAUGUCCAUCAUAUAUUAAAGUACACAAGGACAAUCAAUUAAUAGUGGAAUACAGCAGCACUCAUUUAUGGCACCAUAAUGAAAUUGGCAAAUUAAGGUUAACUACAGCUGAUAGAGCACAAUUGGCAGGUAAGUUAUCUACGAGCGUUCCAAUUGAAAAAGUAUUAAAUGAUGUUCGACAUUGUGUGGAAGGAACAGCAUUGAAGCGUUUACAAUGUUUACAUUUAAUAGAAAAACGAGAUUUACACAACAUCAAAAGGGACUACAAUAUUAACAAAUGUUUUACAAAGAGACAUGAAAAUGAUUUUAUGAGUGUUAAAUUAUGGGCCGAACAGUUAGCAAAAGGUAGUAAUAAUCCAAUUUUGUAUUUUAAACACCAAGGGCAGGAUAAUAUUGCAACACAUUUGGGAAAAGAUGAUUUUUGCAUCAUUAUUAUGACUAAUUUCCAAGCUGAAAUGCUGGUCAAAUUUGGAAAUGACAAAAUUUGUGUUGAUGGGACUCAUGGUUUGAACAGUUACAGUUUCCAGCUGUACACAUUACUUGUUGUUGACGAAUAUGGUAAUGGGAUUCCAGUGGCGUUUUGUUUGAGCAAUAAAUCUGAUACUGCUACAUAUACAUUAUUUUUCAAAACUGUAAAAACAUUAGUUGGUAUUAUUAAAUCAUAUGUAUUUAUGUCCGAUGAUGAACCAGCAUUUCACAAUUUAUGGUGCUCUGUUAUGGGUCCAGUUUCGAAACAACUUUUAUGUACAUGGCAUGUACUCAGAAGUUGGAACAAAAACCUAUCUAAAAUACAUUGUCAUGAAAAAAAAAGCUAUAGUUUUUAAAACAUUAAAAUCUUUAAUGUAUGAAACUGAUGAAAAUGCAUUUAAUACUGAAUUAUUAAAAAUAUUAAAUUACCUUCAAAAUGAUCUAGACACUGCUGAUUUUGGUAAUUAUUUUGUUACAACAUAUUGUUCAAUGGUUGAAAAAUGGGCAUUUUUUAAUCGAAAAUAUGUUGGUAUAAACACUAACAUGUAUUUAGGAGCUCUUCAUAAAAAUUUAAAAUAUUGUUAUUUAGAAGGUAAGCAAUGCAGAAGACUGGAUUCGUCAAUAAAUGCACUAUUGCUACUAGUUAGUGACAAAUUCUUUGAAAGGGUCAUCAAAAUUACGAAACAGAAAAAGUCAUCCAAAUUACUUAAAAUUAUAUCUAGUCAUAAUAAAAGUGUAAAUAUUUCAUCAAACAUGAUUACUGAAACUGAACCAAAUAGAUGGAUAAUUACUUCUGAAACUGAAUUGAAUUUUGAAUAUAUAAUUGAAAAAUGUAAUGUUAUUUGUGAUAAUUGUAUUUUACAUUGUGAUUCUUGUAAUACCUGUGUCCAUACAUUUAAAUGCUCAUGCAUAGAUAAUGUUUUAUAUUUUAAUAUCUGUAAACAUAUACAUGCCAUUGUCAAAUUUAAUAUUGCCAUGAAUACCAAACAUGAAAGUGAUGUAAUAUCCUUACCAGUUAUUGAUGAAAAUAUUAUACUUGGAAGCACUGCUGGCAUAUGUUCAUCAACAUCUUUAACUGAUGAAAUAAAUACAAAAAUGGAAAUUAUAAUUGGUAUGCACAAUCAAGCUGGGGCUUUAAAUGAAGAAAACCAAAAACAUAUUUUAAAACAUUGCAAUUAAAUUAUUGAAUUACUUACAAAUGAAUCAAAACCUAUACCAACAGAUAAAAAUACAGUAAACAUAAAAAAAAAUAUUG